UGGAUCUUGCUGAAGCUACCUCUGACCCAUUCUUUUCCUCAUGGAAAACCAGACUUCUUAGUCCCUGCCUGGAAUCACCUUACGCAUACCUGCUUGGACUUCAGUCUUUUUGCUUUAAAUCUUUGGAGCUGGUGUACCACAAAGACUCCUCUCUGAUGUUGCUGGGGAUGGACCUCAAGGGCUAUCCCUGCCUUUGCCUGAAUGUAUGGGGCUGGAGAACAGCACGAAGCAGAAAGGGCAAGUUUGAACAUAGCCGGAGGUCGAUAUAGCACCUGGCAGGACAGACUGCGCCUUGGCUUUCUCCAGUCAACUCAAGGCUAGACGCUGCCUCAGUUCUCCUCAGCUAGUUAUGGCUGCUUGUCCUUCUUGGUGCCACUGGAGCUUCAAGGAAGAAGAGGAUGGAACUUGAGACCUUACCUAACUUCAAAGCUGGUUUCAACUCAAGUGUGCCGGUCCAACAAAAGCCCCUGGGUCUGUUUGACUUGUUCAAGUGUCCACUGUGGAAGGUAUGUGAAUGGCCAUGCAAAAAAACAUUAUGAAGAUGCACAAAUACCCUUAACCAACCAUAAGAAAUCAGAAAAGCAGGAUAAAGCUCAGCACACAGUUUGUAUGGAUUGUAGUAGCUACAGUACAUUCUGUUAUCGCUGUGAUGAUUUUGUGGUUAAUGACACCAAGCUGGGACUGGUACAGAAAGUCAGAGAACACUUACAGAACUUGGAAAACUCAGCUUUCACAGCUGACAGGCACAGGAAAAGAAAACUUUUGGAAAAUUCGUCACUAAACAGCAAGUUAUUAAAAGUAAAUGGAAGCACCACUGCCAUUUGUGCCACAGGCCUUCGGAAUUUGGGGAACACAUGUUUCAUGAAUGCCAUCCUUCAGUCACUCAGUAACAUUGAGCAGUUUUGCUGUUAUUUCAAAGAAUUGCCUGCUGUGGAGUUAAGGAAUGGGAAAACAGCAGGAAGGCGAACAUACCACACCAGGAGCCAAGGGGAUAACAAUGUGUCUUUGGUGGAAGAAUUUAGAAAGACACUCUGUGCUUUAUGGCAAGGUAGCCAGACUGCUUUUAGCCCAGAAUCUUUAUUUUAUGUUGUUUGGAAGAUUAUGCCAAAUUUUAGGGGCUAUCAGCAACAGGAUGCCCAUGAAUUCAUGCGCUACCUUUUGGACCACCUGCACUUGGAACUCCAGGGCGGUUUCAAUGGUGUUUCCCUCUCAGCAAUUCUGCAGGAGAAUUCUACUCUAUCUGCAAGUAACAAAUGUUGCAUAAACGGAGCAUCUACAGUUGUCACGGCUAUAUUCGGAGGCAUCCUUCAAAAUGAGGUUAACUGCCUCAUAUGUGGAACAGAAUCUAGAAAGUUUGAUCCAUUCCUAGACCUUUCUUUAGAUAUUCCAAGUCAGUUCAGAAAUAAGCGCUCUAAGAAUCAAGAAAAUGGACCAGUUUGUUCAUUACGAGAUUGUCUUCGCAGUUUUACUGACUUAGAAGAACUUGAUGAAACAGAGUUAUAUAUGUGCCACAAAUGCAAAAAGAAACAAAAAUCCACUAAGAAGUUUUGGAUUCAGAAACUACCCAAGGUGCUGUGCUUACAUUUAAAAAGGUUUCAUUGGACAGCAUAUUUACGAAACAAAGUGGAUACAUAUGUAGAAUUUCCACUGAGAGGCCUAGACAUGAAAUGCUACUUAUUAGAGCCUGAAAACAGUGGCCCGGAACACUGUCUGUACGACCUCGCCGCUGUGGUAGUGCACCACGGUUCCGGGGUCGGUUCUGGACAUUACACAGCCUAUGCCACUCAUGCAGGUCGCUGGUUCCAUUUCAAUGACAGUACUGUAACACUGACUGAUGAAGACACCGUUGUCAAGGCAAAGGCCUACAUCCUUUUCUACGUGGAACGCCAGGCCAAAGCUGGAUCGGAUAAACUUUAAUACCUCCUCUCAAUCGUUAUUUGUCAACUAUACCGGACAAACAUUUCCAAUUUUCCAUAAAUACUUGAUCAAGAUUUAAUUUCAUUAUGCACUUUUCAGGUUUCUGUUUUGAAGUUAGUUUUAUGUCGUCAAUGGUAGUGACUUAUUGAACAUGAGCACCAACUAAUUUUUUUAGUUCUACCAGAAAACCUCAGCAGAUAUUUUGAUUUGCUGCUUUAGUUGUAAUUCAGUUUUUAAAUGUAGUUUCAAAAACUUAGUUUUACUUGACUUUUUUAUAUUAAUGUUUUCAGUUCUCACAAUGAGGCACAUUUACAUCAAUGCUUGUUACUCACAUGCUGAAAGCAAGAUAUGUUCCUGAUUGUGAAGAGCAAUGUAACUGCCUGCUGCCUUUCACAGCUGUACUGAAGAUCAAGUUGACUCUGAAUCAAGGAUCACGUUUCCCUGAAAUUUGUGGCCAACAAGAUUUCAGUGACUGCUCAAUAAUCGUUUUAUUGGCUUGUAAAUGAUAACUGAGAGGGCAUCACUGAGUAGACCAGGGGCUCACUGCUCUCGCUAGCUCUCAAAGCUGCUGUUUAUCAGCACUAAUGAAAUAAAUUUGCUCAUUUAGUUAUAUCUGGACUGCAUAU
Talpa occidentalis (Iberian mole) is the source of this 2543-nucleotide messenger RNA. RefSeq names its product ubiquitin specific peptidase 3 (gene USP3). The record is from RefSeq and is a predicted model, not a curated record. Lineage: Eukaryota; Metazoa; Chordata; Mammalia; Eulipotyphla; Talpidae. The coding region runs from base 610 to 1917 and encodes 435 amino acids. Gene Ontology annotation, cellular component: cytoplasm. Gene Ontology annotation, molecular function: cysteine-type deubiquitinase activity; zinc ion binding. Gene Ontology annotation, biological process: protein deubiquitination. The transcript is spliced from 16 exons.